AACAGAUUCACCAAGGGAUUCUGUUCAAUUUAUUGAAUGGUCUCCUAGAUCUUGUCCUCGUGCCUUACUGAUAGCUAACUUUCAUGGGAGGGCCCUGCUAAUCUUGUGCGGGAUGCAAGCUGUUGGCAAUGUGAACAUGAGUGGCGACAGGAUCUUGCAGUUGUGACCAAGUGGCUGUCAGGGAUGACCCCGUACCGAUCGCUUCCUUCAAAUUCAAGCACCUCUUCAAAUCUGAAGUUUGACGAAAAGUUUCUUCCACAGCAGUCACAAAUUGCAGCAAAAUGGCCACAGUUUCUAUGUGUCUGUUCAGUUUUCUCAUCGGGGUCAGUCCAGCUUCACUGGGCACAAUGGCCUCCUCAAAGUGGUGUCCCUCGAAAAUGGUUUUCAACAAGCAAAGUCCUGCUAGGAGCUGGCCCAAGCGGCAUAAUGGCUGCUGAUGCUAUCAUCACUGAAGCAGGGACCAUGCAUGUUGCUGGUGUUCCUCUAGUAAAUCCAUCUACUGUUGUUGUCUGGGAGGUUACACCAGGACCAGGAAAUGGUUUCCAGCCAACUGCCAAGAUCAGCACUGUUAGUGCUCUCCCUCCAUCAUUGAAUCCUCCUUCCUGGGCAGGUUUCGCUCCUCUAGCCGCAUAUUUAUUUAAUUUACAAGAGUACAUAGUAUCAGAAGAGAAGCAAGGAAAGAGGCUGACGGAGCAGGAGAUUAGUGAUGCUGCAUCACUGCAUUGUUCACCUGUUUCAAACUUUUCAGCAUAUGUGAGUCCUGAGGCUGCUGCCCAAUCUGCUGCUACCACUACUUGGGGUUCUGGGGUUACUGCAGUUGCUUUUGAUCCCACACGGGGUGGCUCAGUUAUUUCUGUUGUAAUAGUUGAAGGGCAGUAUAUGUCUCCAUACGAUCCUGACGAGGGACCUUCAAUAACAGGAUGGAGGGUCCAAUGCUGGGAAUCUUCACUUAAGCCUGUAGUUCUUCAUCCCAUAUUUGGAAAUCCUGCUUCCAGUUUUGGUGGGCAGCCACCCAUGCAAACAGUUUGGACUACAAGAGUAAACAAAAGUAUUCCACCAACUGAUGAUCUGAGAAAUCCACAAUCAGCUGCAACAGCGUCAACGCUAUCUGAUGAUAGAAAUUCAUCAGACUGCAGCGUUGACCGAGCGAACAGGCUCAGUUUUGAUCCUUAUGAUCUGCCAAGUGAUGUUAGACAGCUAGCUCAGAUUGUCUAUUCCGCUCAUGGUGGUGAGGUUGCAGUUGCUUUUCUUCGUGGUGGAGUCCACAUCUUUUCUGGUGUAAAUUUCAAUCCAGUUGAUAGCUAUCAUAUCAAUGUUGGUUCAACCAUUGCUGCACCUGCCUUCUCAUCUACUGGUUGCUGCCUGGCCUCUGUUUGGCAUGAUAGCAGCAAGGAUCGCACCACCCUGAAGAUAAUACGGGUUCUCCCUCCUGCUAUUUCUUCAACUCAAGUGAAACUCAGCUCAGCAACAUGGGAACGUGCAAUUGCUGACAGGUUUUGGUGGAGUCUUGUGGCUGGAGUUGAUUGGUGGGAUGCAGUUGGAUGUACGCAAAGCGCUGCUGAGGAUGGAAUUGUGUCAUUGUAUAGUGUGAUUGCGGUGCUGGAUGCAGACUUCCAUUCCUUGCCAUCUAUUCAAUACAGGCAACAGUAUGGACCCAGCCUUGACAGGGUAAAGUGCAGGCUUUUGGAAGGCACAAAUGCUCAAGAUGUUAGGGCACUUGUUCUGGAUAUGCAAGCGAGAUUGCUGCUGGAUAUGUUGGGUAAAGGAAUUGAGUCUGCCCUUGUAAAUCCUGCAUCAUUGUUACCUGAGCCUUGGCAGGCUUCUGCUGAGACAUUAGCUGGCAUUGAGGCUGACAAAAUGAUAGUUGACCAAGCUUUGGUUCCAAGUAUCCAGGCUUAUGUUGAUGCCGUCCUUGACCUCGCCUCGCACUUUAUUACUCGCUUACGGCGUUAUGCCAGUUUCUGUCGUACCUUGGCAAGUCAUGCUGUUGGAGCAUCUUCCGGCACAAACAGUGCUCGCAAUAUAGUGGCAAGUCCAACUCACAGUUCUGCAUCUCCAGCAACAAGUCAAGCCAAUCAAAGUGGAGUAACAAGUACUACUGGAAGCUCGCAGAUGCAAGCAUGGGUACAAGGUGCCAUUGCUAAGAUUAGCAAUAAUGCUGAGGGAAAUUCCUCUGCGACUCCGAACCCCAUCAGUGGAUCAUCUCCUUUUAUGCCAAUAAGUAUAAAUACAGGCACUUUUCCUGGAACACCUGCUGUCAGACUUAUUGGGGACUGCCAUUUCCUGCACAGAUUAUGUCAACUGUUGCUCUUUUGUCUACUUUUCCGACGAAGACAAUCACCCCGCUUUCUUGGAGCUACGCAGAAAAAUCAAGAUCCAAAUUUGCAAAAAACCCAGCCUAUGAGUAAUGGUAAAGUCGAGGAUAGCAGUACAACAGCAAGACCCACUUUAGGGGCUGCCAAAUUAGAAGAAGGCCAGGCAGUCCGGGCUGGACAAGUAAUUCUUGGUGCGAAAGGCCUGGAAGAAGGUCCACCAGGCAAGUCAGUAAGAUUAGGUUCUGGUAAUGCAGGUCAAGGCUAUACAUCAGAGGAGGUGAAGGUCCUAUUCCUCAUAUUGGUAGAUCUCUGUAGGAGAACAGCUGGUUUGCAACACCCAUUGCCUGCAUCUCAGGUAGGGGCAGCACAGAUUAUAAUACGUCUGCAUUAUAUUGAUGGAAAUUACACAGUGCUGCCUGAGGUUGUAGAGGCAUCACUUGGCCCCCACAUGCAGAACAUGCCUAGACCUCGUGGUGCUGAUGCUGCUGGGCUGUUACUUCGUGAGUUGGAAUUGCACCCUCCCGCUGAAGAGUGGCACAGACGUAAUAUGUUUGGGGGCCCCUGGUCAGAUCCUGACGAUCUUGGUCCAUUGGACAACCCAGCAAAAUCAAAGCUGAGCAGUGCUUCUGACCGUUCUAUAUCCAACUUGGUAGACGGUUAUGAUGAUUAUUCUAGGACCCUCUGGCCAAGAAAACGUCGGUUAUCAGAGAGAGAUGCAGCAUUUGGUUUGAAGACAUCAGUGGGACUGGGAUCAUAUUUGGGCAUCAUGGGAUCUCGCAGGGAUGUGGUCACAGCUGUAUGGAAAACAGGCCUUGAAGGUGUAUGGUAUAAGUGCAUAAGAUGUUUGAGGCAGACGUGUGCGUUUGCACAACCUGGUGCACCCAAUCCGGCCAAUGAAAAGGAAGCAUGGUGGAUUAGUCGAUGGGCUCAUGGCUGCCCAAUGUGUGGUGGAUCAUGGGUCCGAGUUGUUUAGCUCUUCGACCUUUUAGAGCUCUAUUUUAGAUAUUUCUGAUACAUACUUUUGCAAGUGCAGGAAAAUGAACAUUUUGUAAUAGUCGUCUUCUUCAUUCCCCCCUUAAUGAUUAGUUGUAUUUGAAUGAGUCGUUGUACAUAUAUGAUAUGCGGGGGGAUUUUGUUUUC
Messenger RNA from Asparagus officinalis (garden asparagus), 3455 nucleotides. Its product is annotated as mediator of RNA polymerase II transcription subunit 16. Lineage: Eukaryota; Viridiplantae; Streptophyta; Magnoliopsida; Asparagales; Asparagaceae. Gene Ontology annotation, biological process: regulation of DNA-templated transcription. The record is from RefSeq and is a predicted model, not a curated record. Bases 184 to 3288 code for a protein of 1034 amino acids. The transcript is spliced from 13 exons. Gene Ontology annotation, cellular component: mediator complex.